AUGGGUCGUGUUAGAACAAAGACAAUCAAAAGAGCCUCAAAACUCCUCAUUGAAAAGUAUUACCCAAGACUUACCAAUGAUUUUGACACCAACAAACGUACUUGCGACAAAGUUGCCAAAAUCCCAUCAAAGAGAUUAAGAAACAAGAUUGCUGGUUUCGUCACUCAUUUAAUGAGACGUAUCGAAAAAGGCCCAGUCCGUGGUAUCUCAUACAAAUUACAAGAAGAAGAAAGAGAAAAGAGAGAUAACUACGUUCCAGUUAACUCUGUCAUUAAAACCGACGAAGUUAAAAUCGAUCGUGAUGUCGAAGAAAUGCUUAAAGCUACUCUUGAUUUCCCAAAGAUUGAACAAAUCCACGUUGUUGACUCAAAGAGAAAACACAAAAAAUCAAACAAAUAA
Molecule: messenger RNA, 399 nt
Organism: Dictyostelium purpureum
Lineage: Eukaryota; Evosea; Eumycetozoa; Dictyosteliales; Dictyosteliaceae
Exons: 2
Coding region: 1-399 (132 amino acids)
Biological process (GO): translation
Cellular component (GO): ribosome
Molecular function (GO): structural constituent of ribosome
Source: RefSeq, a predicted model, not a curated record